AUGCGCCCCAACGAGAUCAAAACCUAUGGCACCAGCAAAGCCAUCGAAGGGGUCUUUAUUCCCGACCAGACGUGUCUGAUUGUUGAGGAUUUGGUGACCAGUGGGACGUCUGUGAUUGAGACGGCGGCGCCCUUGAGGGCUGCUGGGUUGAAAGUUACCGAUGUGGUGGUGUUGAUUGAUCGGGAACAUGUUUGUAUGGAGGUGGUGGUGCAAGAUGGUGGCGGCAGGUGGUGCUGGUGCUGGUGCUGGUGCGAGAGGGUGGUGGCAGGUGGUGGUGGGGGUGGUGGUGCGAGAGGGCUGUGGCAGGUGGUGGUCCAUCUGAGAAUUCUCUGGUCUGCAAUGAAUCUUCAUCCCUCUUCAUCCAUACCCAAAAAAAUCGCCGGAGAUAAUCCAGACCAAAAUCCCUACGGAUAUUUCCGUCCAGAGCAAAAUUCGCCGGAGAUAUUCAACAAAAACAUCGGAAUUUCAGCUAAAAAGGCUUGCCAAACCCCGGUUGUCGAGAAACGCGUAAGCAGGCAACUAAUAUUGACAGCGGAUGCUAACACGGGCGGUCCAGCAACACGAACAAGAGGAGGUCAGCAAGCGCAGUGUGCUAAGAAGGUGCAAAAAAGGAAGCUAAUAAUUUCACCGGACAGUGAUUUAGACACCCCCAGGCAAAACAUGGAGAAAUUAAAAAAAUGUAUGUUUUUUUUAUGUAUGUAAGUUUUUUUGUUACAUCUUAUUGACAUCUAAUAUUUAUGUACAUGAACUUUGUAAAACAUUCUAAGUUGACGGCAAUGCGGGCGGUCCAGCAACACGUACCA
Messenger RNA from Helianthus annuus (common sunflower), 803 nucleotides. RefSeq lists its product as uncharacterized. Gene Ontology annotation, biological process: UMP biosynthetic process; pyrimidine nucleobase biosynthetic process. The transcript has 7 exons. Gene Ontology annotation, molecular function: orotidine-5'-phosphate decarboxylase activity; orotate phosphoribosyltransferase activity. The record is from RefSeq and is a predicted model, not a curated record. Lineage: Eukaryota; Viridiplantae; Streptophyta; Magnoliopsida; Asterales; Asteraceae. The coding region runs from base 1 to 702 and encodes 233 amino acids.